UUCCACCGCCGCCCCCGGAAGCCGAGGACGGCAGGGAGACCAUGACGACCAUUCGCCGGUUCUGCUGCGACGAUCUGCUCCGCUUCGCCUCCGUCAACCUCGACCACCUCACCGAGACCUUCAACAUGUCCUUCUACAUGACGUACCUGGCUCGCUGGCCCGACUACUUCCACACCGCCGUCAACCCCGGCGACCGCGUCAUGGGAUACAUUAUGGGUAAGGUUGAAGGGCAGGGUGAAUCUUGGCAUGGACAUGUUACGGCAGUGUCCGUUGCCUCAGAAUUUCGCAGACAGAAGUUAGCCAAGACGCUUAUGCACUUGCUGGAGGAAAUCAGUGAUAAGAUGGACAAGGCCUAUUUUGUGGACCUCUUUGUAAGGGCAUCCAACAUGCCGGCGAUAAGGAUGUAUGAAAAGCUGGGCUAUGUGGUUUAUCGAAGGGUGCUUCGGUACUACUCAGGGGAAGAAGAUGGCCUUGAUAUGAGAAAGGCACUAUCACAAGAUGUUGACAAGAAGUCCAUCAUACCACUCAAGAGACCAAUAACACCGGACGAACUGGAAUACGACUGAUGCUAAAUUCUAACUACCACUCUAGCGGAGUUCGUGUCCCCGUCGAUCUGCACGUCUUCUACGGCAGUUCGACAAAGCUAUUGUCUGUAGCUCCGUUUAAUGAGUGGUUGUGAUUUUCUAUCUGCACAUUCAUGUUGAGAUUUGACGCGGUUUUCCAGCUGGGCACCAAUGUGUUUGUAACGGAAUGAUGAACCUGGUUCGUCCUGAAGUUGAAUGUCACAUGCUUUUUUUUA
Molecule: messenger RNA, 799 nt
Organism: Triticum urartu
Lineage: Eukaryota; Viridiplantae; Streptophyta; Magnoliopsida; Poales; Poaceae
Product: Acyl-CoA N-acyltransferases (NAT) superfamily protein
Biological process (GO): N-terminal peptidyl-methionine acetylation
Cellular component (GO): NatB complex
Molecular function (GO): protein-N-terminal amino-acid acetyltransferase activity
Source: RefSeq, a predicted model, not a curated record